CUUGAAAAUGACGGAAAUGGAAGUGAGAAAUUCAAAUCAUUUGGAAAUUCGAUUCAUGUUUCGCGUUCGCUGUUUCCUGGUGGUAGUUGGUGGAACUUAGAUGAGCGUAUGAAAGUAGAAAUUGAAGCUUCGAAGCCGCUUAUACUUUAUUUAGCUCUUCAUCAGGUAAAUUGAAAAGAAUUACAUCAUAGCCAGCCCAAAAAAAGCCUCUCCAAUUGGUUGGUCCCAGGCUUGGAAGUUUUCUGAAUGGGAAGAUUGUUACUCGAUUGAACAUUGUGGGGUUGAAAGUAGAUCCGGGAAGAUUGAGCAUAGUUGGCAUUGGUUUCCAUUUAAAAAGGAGAUUAGUAGAACCCAUAAUUCUCUCAAAUACAGGUUUGUACUGACAACUUGUCCAUUAAGAAACAAUAACGUCAUCAAACAAGUUCAAAUUUGUUCAUAAAAUGGUCAUAUCCACGUCUUCCUCUUGAAUUGCAAUAAGAAUCAUCUCUUAAUUGCUUGAAGAUCAGAGGCAAUCAAGAAGCGAACCAGGUAUAAGCUAAAUGACUAUGGACUGAUUUUUCCACACUUGAAAGGUCCAACAAUGGUGAGCUUGGCGAGAACAUCAAUUGAGAUGCUUGCUAAAGCAAUGUACAAUGCAAAACAUUUGCCCCACCUUGCUGUGCUCCAUUGGCACGCACAUAAAACUGCCAAUGGACUGAUUUUUUGUGAGAUCCAAUUUUGGUUGGGGAGGGAAACGAAGGAUUCCUUAUAAGGGUGUGGAAACUUCUCUCUAGUAGACACGUUUUAAAACCGUGAAGUUGACGGCGAUACGUUAACGAGCCAAAGCGAACAAUAUCUGCUAGCAGCGGGUUUGAAUUAUUAAUCUUUACUGUGUAUGUUCUUAUAUAGUUCACUUACCAAAAUAGUCUUGUUUGUUAUCUGUAGGGGGAAAGAAACGUGAAUCAUUUUUGUCUUGAUUUCAAUUGAGUUUUGUUUCAGAACUCGCAAUGUGGGGGAGAUUGUGACAGUAGAAGGCCAGACAUACACCAUCUUAGCUGUAACUCUAGGGGAAGUAUGAACCAAGUGAAGAGAGACUUGAUGUUUUGUUCACGGGAAGCUAAAAAAAUAUAAACUUCCGUUGGCGCGUGUUGCAAGCACCACUGUCGCGUGGCUCAAGUCGUUGUCCAAAGCACUCAUAAAGCGUCACCAUAUGGGAUUCAGAACCAGAAGAAAUCCGAUCCCUUCUCGUUUCCCGCUCCCCGCUCCCCGCUCCACCCGCUACCUCCUCUCCGCCAUCUCUUUCCACCAUUACCACUUUCUUCACUAUUCUCAUUCUCUGACCUCGUUUCGUCGAUCUCUCUAUGGCUUCCGAUAAUCUCGACACCGUUUCCGGCGCCGACGACGAGAAGUUUGGAUUCCGACGAGAGGAGAUGUAUCAGAGCAGCCUCGCUGGCACCGUCAGCGCCUAUGAUCGCCACGUUUUUCUCUGCUACAAGACUCCGGAGGCCUGGCCAUCGCAUCUCGAAGCAUCUGAUUCCGACGCCCUCCCUAGGCUCCUCUCUGCCGCUCUCAAAGCUCGCAAGGAUGAUAUCUCCGUUAAGACGAAGCUGACAAUGUUCGCUGGACGAGAGGAAACUGGAUUUUCGGAUGGAGAUGUGUUGAUUUUUCCUGAAAUGGUCAAAUACAGGGGUUUAAAAGAGUCAGAUGUGGAUGGCUUCGUGGAUGAUGUGCUUGUGAAUGAUAAACAGUGGGCAUCCGGAGUGCCAGAGGCUUUCACUGGCUCUCACGUGUUUGUGUGUGUUCAUGCUAGUCGAGAUCGGAGAUGUGGUGUCUGUGGACCUGCUCUUGUUCAGAAGUUGGAUGAGGAGGUUGAGUUACGAGGACUUAAGGAACGGGUUUUUGUCAGUGCAUGUUCACACAUUGGAGGACACAAGUAUGCCGGAAACUUGAUCAUAUAUCAACCUGGUGUGGAUGGGAAGACAACUGGUCACUGGUACGGAUAUGUAACUCCUGAAGAUGUCUCUGAAUUGUUUGAACUUCACAUUGCAAAGGGCGAGGUCGUGGAAAGGCUUUUAAGAGGGCAAAUGGGCACAAAUCCCGAGGAAGGCAAAAAGGAAGAUGAACUAAAGAUUCCAAAUGGAGAAGAUACAAAGAAAAGUAAGGUUGAAAUUGAAGAAAACAGCGGUCAAAGCAAAGUGGAAACAAUAGCAGGUUGUUGCCAGGGCAGUAAUGGAUUCACUUGUUGCAGAGAUGAAAGUUCAGGGAAAAGUAGUAGAAUUGAAAACCAGUCGAAAGAAGCUUCAGAAGAGCAGGUACCAAAGAAAGCUAAUAAAUUUUCUUGCUGGACAGGACAAUGGGAACAAAGUGAAAUUCUGGCUGCUGCUGCGAUAAUUGGAGCAGUGGCCUCUGUCGCUGUUGCCUACAGCCUCUAUAGGAGAUCAGGAUAAAAUAUAAAUGGUAUGUCUAUGUUUGUUUGCUCAUAAAAGUAUCUAUGCCCUGUUUUCUGGUAGAAUAUUUGGUGAUAUUAGUAAAGAUAGAGCAAUUUGCUGAAUUAGAUUUAUAGAAUAGUGUAAUGAUACCAACAGGACUCUUAGAGCAAAGACUAGACAAAAUCUUCUUCUACCUCUAUUUACUUUAUCUACAGAUACAAAUUAUUUGUUUCUUUCAAUACGCAUACAAAUGAUGAAUAUCAUGUUGUAGGAUGAUGAGGGAUUAUUUUCUGCUUGUUGCUUAUUC
Molecule: messenger RNA, 2715 nt
Organism: Cucurbita pepo subsp. pepo (vegetable marrow)
Lineage: Eukaryota; Viridiplantae; Streptophyta; Magnoliopsida; Cucurbitales; Cucurbitaceae
Product: altered inheritance of mitochondria protein 32
Source: RefSeq, a predicted model, not a curated record